Messenger RNA from Acanthoscelides obtectus, 332 nucleotides. NCBI's taxonomy places the organism in Eukaryota, Metazoa, Arthropoda, Insecta, Coleoptera, Chrysomelidae. The record is from the annotation of a GenBank genome assembly.
UAACGGGUGCGCCAUCUUUUAUGUCGGUAUUGAAACAUCGAAUGACUUUGAUAUUUACCAACCGAGUGAUUUGGUUAUGCGUGUUUCUGAAACGUCAAUUUACUACAAUUUCAGUCAUUGAAAAUCGUCGUUCAGUUGUGUUAACGCAACGUGCAUAUCGUCGAAAAUAUCGUGGCAAACAGGCACCGUCUGACAACACUAUCCGUCGUUCGGUUUCGAAUUUUCUUGAGUACGGGAUAGUGGGAGAUCGUCAACAUACCGUUCAUCAACGACCAAGACGUUCCAAUGAAUAGGUUGAAGCGGUCAGAGACAGCAUUGUCCAGAACCCAAAA